This is a messenger RNA of Strongylocentrotus purpuratus (purple sea urchin), 1733 nucleotides long. Its product is annotated as phosphatidate cytidylyltransferase 2. Gene Ontology annotation, molecular function: phosphatidate cytidylyltransferase activity. The transcript is spliced from 13 exons. Bases 84 to 1445 code for a protein of 453 amino acids. The record is from RefSeq and is a predicted model, not a curated record. Gene Ontology annotation, cellular component: endoplasmic reticulum membrane. Lineage: Eukaryota; Metazoa; Echinodermata; Echinoidea; Camarodonta; Strongylocentrotidae.
UCGUUAGGCCGAAAUUGAUUUGGCUCAGAAGCUGAAAAGGGUGUGUAAACGGGCAAGGAAAUUCACUAUUUUUUGCCGUCAUCAUGAGUGAAAUUCGCCAAAGGGAAGGUGAACAGAUCAAGAAAGAAUCCAGUGAAGAUGGGAAACCCGGAGAUAAAGAACUGAAUCAGGAAGAAGAGAAACCCGUAGCAGCGGGAUGUGUUCCUCCUGAGAACCUGGGCCUACCGGAGAUCCAGGAACCGCCCAUCCCACCUCAGAAGGACAACAUCCCACUCUUCUUGAAAGGACUGCCUCCGAGAUGGCAGAAUUAUGUUAUCCGUACAGCGGUAUCCUUUGCCAUGGUGUUUGGGUAUGCUCUCAUCAUCUACGCUGGUCCUGUAGGGCUCACUGGAUUGAUCCUACUGAUCGAGGUGAUGUGCUUCAAAGAGAUCAUCAGCAUCGGACACGCUGUCUAUCGUACACAGAACCUGCCCUGGUUCAGGACGCUCAGCUGGUACUUUCUUGCCUGUGCCAACUACUUUGUCUACGGACAGAGUCUCAAGGAUUACUUUGGCAUCGUGCUAAGAAGAGAGUUGCAUGUCUUGCAGCCCUUCAUUGACUAUUACAGAUUCCUCUCCUUCUGGCUGUAUGUUAUUGGCUUUAUGAUGUUUGUCCUAUCACUCCAGAAGAAACAAUACCUUGUGCAAUUUACUCUGUUUGGCUGGACCCACAUAGCCCUACUGAUCGUGGUCACUCAGUCCAACCUCAUUGUCCAGACGCUCUUUGACGGCAUGAUAUGGUUCCUCCUCUCAACCACCUGCGUCAUCUGCAAUGACAUCAUGGCAUACAUGUUUGGUUUCUUUUUUGGGAGGACAUCACUGAUCAAGCUUUCACCUAAGAAGACAUGGGAAGGUUUCAUUGGUGCCCUCUUCUCCACCGUUAUCUACAGCUUCUUUUUGACGAGAUUUCUCGCACAGUUCCAGUUCUUCACUUGCCCAGCAGAGUAUGAUGAAGACAGCAUGGUGUUUAGAAUGGAGUGUGAGCCGAGCGCUACGUAUCAAGUCCGAGAGUACAUCCUGCCAGGAUUCAUGCAGGCUCUUCUGGGAUAUGGUGGUGUUCAUUGGGAGACGGUGAACCUGAUGCCGGCCCAGAUCCACGCUCUAGUCAUCGCUCUCUUUGCUUCUCUGGUCAGCCCAUUUGGAGGAUUCUUUGCCAGCGGGUUCAAGAGAGCUUUCAAAAUCAAGGAUUUUGGAGAUGUUUUCCCCGGCCAUGGAGGCAUCAUGGAUCGGUUCGACUGCCAGUUCUUAAUGGCUUCAUUCCUCUAUGUCUACAUCCAGACUUUCCUCAAAACUGCCAACCCGACAAAGAUUACGCAUCAGAUACUCAACAUGGCCCCGGAGCACCAACUCUACAUCUUCAACCAAUUAAAAGACAGCCUCACCAAAAGUGGAGCCAUAGAAGCUUGAAUCCCAGUCUCAGACAAGAGAGGGCGCCCUAAUCAAUAAUAGUUUCAGCUAGAUCCUUGAGUCACAGUCAUUGUAUAUUUGUAUACUAUUCAACUCAACACAGUCAGAUGGUAAUUUUGUAUCCAUUGUGAUAUCUGUGUAACCCUUGGUGAAGUCAAUUCCGCUUUCCAAAAAGGACACAAAGAAUAUUCCUUUUCCUUUUGUUUUCCUUCUUUUUUAAAAAGCCCAUCUGCACUAGUGUACAGGAGGGAUUAGACCACCCUGCAAGGUCACUGGACAGGUGGUUGU